Messenger RNA from Microthlaspi erraticum, 576 nucleotides. Lineage: Eukaryota; Viridiplantae; Streptophyta; Magnoliopsida; Brassicales; Brassicaceae. The record is from the annotation of a GenBank genome assembly.
AUGAUUAAGAUGGAAAAUCCAGAGGAUAACGGUGAGAAUGCACCGGAGUUGGUGGCGGCAAAGAUUGUUAAUGUCUCUAACAUUGUCGACGAGAAGCUUCUGGUAUCUCUCACUUCUGUCAAGACUCUGUCCUUGGCUUUAUCACCAUUGGAGAUUACAUUUCCUACAGGUAGUAUCUUCUAUCAGUUAGUGAAUUUGGAGAUACAUACAUGUAAAGCUGAGUGGUGGAAUCUACUUGUGCUCAUGCUUGAUGCUUCUCCUCGAUUACAAGUCCUCAAGCUCCUCUAUGAGUCUAGCUAUGAUUAUUGGGAUCGUUUGGCAUGUAAGAAAUGGAGUCAACCGAAGAAGGUUCCUGAGUGUUUGUUAUCCCAUCUCGAGACAUUCUUGUGGAGAAGCUACAAACGAGUACUAGAAGAGGAGAAAGCGGUGGCCAAAUACAUCCUAAGUAACGCAGCUCGUUUAAAGAGGGCCUCUUUCUCCGAAAUGCCCUUAGAAGAGAGAAAUUCUCAAGAAAUGGUGGAGGAAUUGGAGAGCGUUGUCAGAGCUUCAAACUCAUGCGAGCUUGUGUUUGAAUGA